AUGUAUUAUUCCAUGCCAGGCGGACAGUGGGAAGGAGGGAGCAGCUGCGUGCCCAGAGCCCACAGCGUAGCGAAGACUGGUGAUGCUGAGCUGACGUUCGAGAGCUUCACGCUGGGCCGCUUCGUGUCGUUCACGGCGGACGGCUGCCCGGACGGCGCGCUGCACAUCUCCGAGUCGGAGCGGCCGCGCGGCGGCGGCGAGUGGUGCGGCGCGUCCUGGGGCUCCGCCGUCUACGUGAGCGAGACGCGCUCCGUGUCGCUGGUGCUGCGCGUGCUGCGGCUGGCGCGCGCCGGCCAGGGCUCGGGCGCCGCCGGACACGGCUUCGACUUCCGGCUCGCCUACAAGACGCUGCCCAGGGCCGCCGCCGUCGUGCGCUACGGUCCGGGCCGGCACAACGAGAGCGAGGGCGGCGCCGGCGAGCAGGAGGCGGGCUUCCACCUGGGCGAGCUGAUGGCGGGCACGUCGUGCUCGCGGCUCUUCAGCGAGUGCUCGCGGCGGCCGUGCCGGCUGCAGUCGCCCAACUGGCCGGGCGUGUACCCGCGCAACGCCACCUGCUACUACGCCGUGCGCCAGCACGAGGCGCCGCCGGGCCAGCACGCGCUCAUCGCCGUGCGGCAGCCGCGCGGCCAGCUCGUCGCCAUCCGCAGCAGCCACCUCAUCUAUGCUGCUACAAACGUCGCGGGUAAUCAGGGAAGGAAGCGAGUGUGGUCGGAGUGCGACGAGGUGCAGGACUACGUGACGGUGUACGACGGCUACACGACGCGCGACCCGGUGCUGCUGCGCUUCUGCGGGGGCGGCGAGCCGGUGCCCGAGGCGGUGAGCAGCGGGCCGGAGCUGCUGGUGCAGUUCUCCACCGCGCCCUACGGCACCUUCCUGCAGCAGCCGCCGCCGCCGCUGCCGCUGCACGGAUUCCAGCUAGACGUGCAGGUGCGGUACGUGCCGCAGCAGUCGUGGACGUACGUGCGCAACAAGCGGUGCGAGUUCUCGGUGGAAGGCCCGCCGUGGCGCGGCUGGCUGGAGGCGCCCCGGCACUCGCUGCCGCGCGGCGCCACCUGCCGCUACGCGGUGCGCGCGCCGCCCGGCCGGCGCGUCUGGCUGGCGCUGCUCAAGUUCCACGCGGGCGGCGACCCGCCGCAGGACUGCGACGCCGCCAGCCUCGCGCUCUUCGACGGCGAGCUGCCGCCCGCGCCGCACGCCCUCUGCCUCGCCGUCGACCGCCAGUGCGAGCAAGACAAGAAGGAUAAGGUGCGUUUCCCGGCAGGAGGAGGCGGCGCUGCCCCUGCGGCCAACGGCAACGGCAACGGCAACGGCAACGGCACGCUGCUGGCGCGCUUCUGCCGCGACGUGUCGCCGCGCUCGUGUGAGCACGCGCUGCUGCGCGCCAACGCCUCCAGGCCCUGCUCGCCCACCGAGAGCUUCCUCUCAGCCGGCCCCGUGCUCACCCUGCAGAUGCACGUACGCGAGGCCACCGCGCUCAGGCCGGUGGAGUUCGUGGCUCAGUACGAGUUCGUGGACGUCCGAGAGGCCGGUGAGCCGCUGGCGGGACCGCGCCGGCCUUGCGCGCGGCAGUUCUCCGCCUCGCCGCAAGAUGGCCUGCAGGAGCUCUCCACGCCGCCCAACGUCUUCCUCUACGGUCGCGGCGGCGCGCACAACAUCAGCUGCACGUACCGGCUGUCGGCGUCGCUGCGCUUCCGCGUCACCGCCAUGAACGCCACCGAGGACUUCUCGCACAUCGGCUUCCACGCCACGUGGCGCGCCGUCGCCGCCGAGCCCUGCGCCGAGAACCGACGCCUCUCCGGCCCCAGCGGGGAGAUUCGUCUGCGCUCCCCGGAGAAGGAGUUCUGUGACGGCCAGCCGUGGCUGAUCGAGCCCGGCGUGGGCCGCUACCUGUACGUGAAGAUCCGCGGCAUCGCGCUCAACGAGACGGACGGCGAGGGCGAGCUGGGCGGCGCCGCCCACGAGCCACUCGUCGUGUGCCCGUCGCCGGCACGCCACGACCGCCGCCACCGGCUCGUCGAGCUCUUCUCGGAGGGCUGGCUGCCGCACGACGCCGCCGCCCUGCGCGCCGUCGAGCCCGGCGCCUACUCGCUCACCUGGCUCGAGCUCGCGCGGAGGCGCAGCGUGCACCCGCCGGAGAACUUCGUGCAGGACGACUGCCCGCACCGCUGCCCGGAGCUGGACGCCUGCAUCAACGCGUCGCUGUGGUGCGACGGCGUGGCGCACUGCCCGUCGGGCGCGGACGAGCGGCUGUCGGAGUGCUGGGCGCGGCUGGUGCCUCUGCCGUGGGCCGCGGCGGCGCUGGCGUUCUGCGGGCUACGUCGAGGUGGACCGCGUCACCACCGUCUGAGUGACGCGCUGUCCGCCCCGCGCCGCCGCGCCGCGCCCGCCCGACGCCUUCCGACGGCCGCGCUGAAGCUCUGA
Molecule: messenger RNA, 2421 nt
Organism: Schistocerca americana (American grasshopper)
Lineage: Eukaryota; Metazoa; Arthropoda; Insecta; Orthoptera; Acrididae
Exons: 16
Coding region: 1-2421 (806 amino acids)
Cellular component (GO): plasma membrane
Molecular function (GO): protein binding
Source: RefSeq, a predicted model, not a curated record